Messenger RNA from Theobroma umbraticum, 1416 nucleotides. Its product is annotated as alpha/beta-Hydrolases superfamily protein. Lineage: Eukaryota; Viridiplantae; Streptophyta; Magnoliopsida; Malvales; Malvaceae. Gene Ontology annotation, molecular function: catalytic activity. Gene Ontology annotation, cellular component: chloroplast. The record is from RefSeq and is a predicted model, not a curated record.
UUUAGUUAGUUAGAAGCAGUGGCAACGAAGCGAAGAAAAUGGCGGGGACUCUUCUGCUCUCUCCUCAGCCUCUCACCCUUCCAAAAUUCUCAGUCUCCGCCAAGAAACCAUUGAUCAACGGCCAAAGAGCCACCAAAUUGGUCACCAGAGCUAGUGCUACAGAGAAGAACGAUGACAAAAGCAAAGACGACAAAGGCUUCAUUCCCUUCGGGUUCGUCACCGAUAACCCUUCCAGCCGCAGCGCCAUUCAACUCCCCGAAACUCCUGCUGAGGACGGCAAUGUCGGCCAAAUGCUUUAUAGGAUUGAAGACAAGGGAAAGGAGUAUGGGUCGUACAUCAAAUCUGGAAAGUUUAGAUGGUUUGUGAGAGAAACUGGGUCCCCUCAAAGCCGACGUGGAACAGUUGUCUUCCUUCAUGGAGCUCCAACACAGUCCUAUAGCUAUCGGGUUGUAAUGUCACAGAUGUCAGAUGCUGGUUUCCACUGCUUUGCACCUGAUUGGAUAGGAUUUGGUUUCAGUGACAAACCACAGCCUGGAUAUGGCUUUGAUUACACAGAGAAGGAGUUUCAUGAGGAACUUGAUAAGUUACUGGAUGUCGUGGGAGUCGAGUCUCCGUUCUUUCUAGUGGUUCAGGGGUUUCUUGUAAGUUCAUAUGGAUUGACAUGGGCAUUGAAAAAUCCCAGCAAGAUUUCCAAACUAGCAAUUCUGAAUACUCCAUUAACAGUCUCAUCUCCUAUUCCUGGACUAUUCCAAAAACUAAGAAUCCCUCUUUUUGGAGAAUUUACUUCUCAGAAUGCUGUCAUGGCAGAGCGCUUUAUUGAAGCAGGUAGCCCUUAUGUGCUGAAGAUGGAAAAGGCUGAUGUGUAUCGUCUUCCAUAUUUGUCAAGCAGUGGACCUGGUUUUGCACUACUCGAAGCUGCAAGAAAGAUUAAUUUUAGAGACAUCUCAAGUCAAAUAGCUGAUGGGUUUGCAUCUGGAAGAUGGGAUAAACCAAUUCUGAUUGCUUGGGGAAUAGCAGACAAAUAUCUGCCUCAAUCUAUAGCAGAAGAGUUUCAGAAAGGGAACCCCAAUUCAGUUGAGCUUAAGCUAAUAGAAGGAGCUGGUCAUAUGCCACAGGAGGACUGGCCUGAGAAAGUUGUUGAUGCUCUGAGAAGAUUCCUCUAAUUCCUGACUGAAUCAAUCGAAUAUCAGUAGUGGCCACAUGCAUGCAAGUGUUUAUAUGCAAUUCCAGAAUUACUUUGUUUGAUGGUAAGAUGCAAUGCCUAAGCCUAAUUGUCUUGCAAACCUUUUUUUGAAAAGUUCAGCUUGAUGCAACCUUUCAUUUGUAAAAUUCCACACGGUAGAGAUUUUAUUUUACUUUCUCAAGUCUAUUGUUGCCAACAAUGUAAAGUUGGGAGCAGUUUUUUUUUUUUCUUUA